Xiphias gladius (swordfish) is the source of this 3042-nucleotide messenger RNA. RefSeq names its product patatin-like phospholipase domain containing 2 (gene pnpla2). The transcript has 9 exons. NCBI's taxonomy places the organism in Eukaryota, Metazoa, Chordata, Actinopteri, Istiophoriformes, Xiphiidae. Gene Ontology annotation, cellular component: membrane; cytoplasm; lipid droplet. The coding region runs from base 391 to 1932 and encodes 513 amino acids. Gene Ontology annotation, biological process: lipid homeostasis; triglyceride catabolic process; positive regulation of triglyceride catabolic process. The record is from RefSeq and is a predicted model, not a curated record. Gene Ontology annotation, molecular function: triacylglycerol lipase activity.
AUGAAAAAUAACAACAACUCCCCGUGGCUCGCCAUGUCGCUAUUUAACUAGCUUGAGACCGCUUUAAUUACAACAUUUACUAACGGGAUUUAGUUGCAGCAUAGGGGAUUUUUUUUUCCAUUUUUAAAUAAUGUCAAUGUAACGACUUUACUUGUAACGAAAAAAGCGACUACUACCGUUGACUAGAGAGCUACAUACAGCUAGCAGGGAAAAGUCCGUUAUCCUAAAGUCAGUAUGUAAAGAGGCAUCAUUAACGAAAGGUGGACGGUGGUCAGCUCCAAAGUUAGACGUUUAGUUGUUUUGUAGUCGUCAAUAUCUUUUGGUGAACUUUGCCUUACUGCUAGCCAAGGACCUUAACCCCACUUGACACAGCUGCGGACCGUCACCGGCAUGUUUCCGUUAGACUCGCCGUGGAACAUCUCGUUUGCGGGCUGUGGCUUCCUCGGCAUCUACCACAUUGGUGUGGCCAGCUGUCUGCUGGAGCAGGCCCCUUUCCUGGUGCUCAACGCCAGGCACAUAUACGGGGCAUCAGCUGGAGCUCUCACUGCCACCGUUCUGGUCUCUGGAGUGUGUCUCGGAGAGGCUGGUGCAAAUAUCAUCGAUGUUGCCAAAGAGGCAAGAAAGCGAUUUCUCGGACCCAUGCAUCCUUCCUUUAAUCUGGUGAAGAUUGUGCGUCAAAUGCUGCAGCGUCUUCUGCCAGUUGAUUCCCACCAUCAGGCCAGCGGGCGGUUAGGAAUCUCUCUCACCCGAGUGACAGAUGGAGAAAAUGUCCUGGUAACUCACUACAACAACAAGGACGAGCUGGUGCAGGCAUGUGUCUGCAGUGCCUACAUUCCAGUUUAUUGUGGCCUGAUUCCUCCUACACUGCAAGGAGUGCGAUAUGUCGAUGGAGGAAUCUCAGACAAUCUGCCUCAGUAUGAGCUGAAAAACACCAUCACUGUGUCCCCGUUCUCUGGAGAGAGCGACAUAUGUCCCCGGGACGCCUCGACCAACAUACAUGAGCUGCGAUUCACAAAUACAAGCAUCCAGUUCACUCUCACCAACCUCUACAGGGUCUCCAGAGCUCUUUUCCCUCCAGACCCAAUGGUUAUGAAGGCCAUGUGCAAACAGGGAUACAAAGAUGCUCUGCACUUUUUAAAGAGGAAUGGAUUGCUUAAUUUCAAUGGACCUCUCAGAGACAGACCGCUGCUAGCUAAUGGAGAAGAAAAUGAGGAUUAUAAUGAUGAGGAGGAGGACGACAAUAAGAGCGAUGAAGAGGAAGAAAAGCAACAUAUGGAAGAAAGCGGAGUGAUGGUUCAUUCCAGUUCCUCAGUAACGGAGCAUAUCAUCGAAUACCUUCCACCCAUCCUUCACAAAGCUCUAGUUGAGGCCUGCAUGGAGAGGAGGAGCCGGGUGCAGUCGCUAAGCAACCUGUUUCCUGUCAGGAUGGCCUCAGCCAUGAUGCUCCCCUACACUCUCCCUCUGGAGUCUGCUAUGUCCGUGACUCUCAGACUUCUGGAGUGGCUGCCAGAUGUGCAGGAAGAUGUGGGAUGGAUUCGAGAGCAGAUAUUUAAAAUCCUGCAGCAUGUUCUUUGCCAGGCCUCCAAAAGCAUUUCCCAGCAUGUAUCUGCCAGGUUUUCCUGUCAGCUGGAGCUGCACCACUUCCAGUCCCUCCCAUCCCAGUUCAGCUCCACCAGCCUGUUUCCCACCUGGGUGAAUGGAAGAAGUUCUUCAGUCCAGAAUGUGUUCAUGCGUCUCGACCAAUACAAGAGACAGCUGCUGUCUGGAGUGCUUUGUAUCAACAUGGACCUGCAAAGUUCCUUGGAAACGGGACCGAUGUCACCAAAUGAGAGCUUGUCAUCAAUCCUCUCCACAGAGGGCCUCACGAUGCACGCAGGUUGUCUUAAUAUUUCACCUGCUGUCGACUCUGGAGACGCCAUCAGCAGCUCCUAAGAGCCUCUGACAGGUUUCUGCUGCAGGUGCUGCAGCUGUGGGGUUCUUAUUCUAUAUCCAGGAACAUUUUAAAAGAGUUUAAAUCAGAUCUGAAUAUCUGUUUACACACUGACAUUUAGAUACUACCAGGAAGGUAUUUGUAAUCUAAUCAGCCCUUUUGUAUAGUAGACAGAAAUGGUAGUAAUUUACCAUAUUUAAACUUACUGUGUAUUCAGUAUGCUUUGACUAAUGCAUGACAAUGAAAUAAGUCUUUAGCUACAGUAUAAUCAGCCAAGCCCUUAGACACAGUAUGUCUGUAGGUCUAGAGAAUUGCAUUUAAACUUAGCACAUGGACCCAAACAGUCAUGUACAAACUUGAAUUACAGGAUGUUACAAACAAAAAUGUGCACUUGAAUUAGCAUGGUUAAAAUAGGAGAGUGUUCAUGUUUUUAGUGGAAUGCAGUCAGACCAGUAGUUAAACAGAGCGUUUCUGCUGUAUACAGUGAUGAAACUCUUAAGUCACUUCUGCUACACAGGCAGUGAAGGACUGGAGGAGGAGAAUCUGUUUACUAGAGGUAAUUACUCCAUUUAUUAUAUGCAAAAGUCAAUGCAUUGUGGAAAAACAAACAAGCUGUCUUUGUGUUUUCAGGUUUGUUUGAAUAUCAAUGUCUUAUGUCUUUACAAUUAUUUAUAUGAGAAAUACAAAACUACUUUGCUGUUUUCCAAAUCAUAGAAACUUGUUUCUAUCAUCUUGAUUUACUUGCAUGUAAGUUACAACUCUUAGGUUUUAAAUUAAAUCUAUAUUUUAUUGGAUUUCUGCUUUAAAAUUUUCUUAGCGAUGGUUUUGAUGUUAUUACAAAUUCUUAAUGCAUAUAUAGUAAAUCAAAUGUGAUUUUUUUUUUUUUGAUUAAGCAAAGAAUCAGUUUAAUCUGAAUUGCACUUUCUCAUUUGAUGUCACUGUAUGACGUCAGAUUAAGUUCUUAGGUGAUAACAUCUGUUUAAAUACUUCUCUUGUACUCUGUACUACAAGAAAUUCUAACUGUGUGAUCAAGCCCCAACUUGUGCCUUUAACUGCAUGAAACAAUUGCCAAGUGAAUUCAACAUGUAGUCAAAAUGUUGCAGGGAAUAAUA